Erigeron canadensis is the source of this 2172-nucleotide messenger RNA. RefSeq lists its product as uncharacterized. The transcript has 3 exons. The coding region runs from base 546 to 1829 and encodes 427 amino acids. The record is from RefSeq and is a predicted model, not a curated record. NCBI's taxonomy places the organism in Eukaryota, Viridiplantae, Streptophyta, Magnoliopsida, Asterales, Asteraceae.
GACCACUUGCUACAAAGUACAAACAAUCACCCACCUCGUCUUCACCUUUUCCACGCCUCUCCUGCCCCCAAUUAUUUUAAAUUCCCUUCCGUUCAAACCCUAAUCGCAAAAUUCGUUACGAAUUCACCUGUAUUUCUCCAAAUUAUCAUCAUAUUCUUUCAAUUCGCGUUUUCUUCUUUCAGUUAAGCUAUUUUUUAAAAUCUGCCGUUAAGUAAAUUGAUUUUUAGAUUAGGGUUUCGAAUUUUUCAUGACUUCUCAUCAGAUCUAUUAGAUCUGUUAUUCUAUUGCUUAAAUCAAUUGUUUUUUGUCUGAAAUUAAUCUUCUUUUUGCCCUAAUUUUAGAUCUUGACUAUUUUUGACCGAUUUAGGGUUUUUAAAAUCGAUUAGGUUUUUUGUUUAAUUCGAUUUAAUUUUAUAUCUGAAGUUCAAUCAAAUCUACGAUUUCUGUUGAUUUUUGAAUUUGGGGAUCUGGAAUUAGGGUUUCUUCAAAUUGGGGAUCUAAUUUUAAAUACUUGCAAAGUUACAGAUAUUCUUAGAAGUUAAAACAUGGUGCAGAAACGACAACUAGCUCAAGAGGAAUAUGACGUUUCUCCUAAGCAUUUGAAGUUGGAUCAUGGUUGUCAUUUGGUUUCUUGUUUGCAGUUUACUAAUGACGAUGUUCACCUUCAGUCAGAUAAAGAUGAGGGCUGCUUCCAUAAACCAAUUAAUGAAGUUGAAUAUGGGUAUGUAAAUGGCAAGUUAAAUGAUCUUCCUGUCUGCACCAAAAAAGUCGAUGUUGAUAGUACUCUUCCUGGGCGCCUUUCCACGUCAUCAGGGGCCAGUUGCACAACUAGGGAAGAAGAUUUGAGAUCAGAGGCACCAUUUCAAGCUUCUGAUCCCUAUUCUUACCUUCUAGAACUUUCUCCACUAAAGGAAGUACCAAUUGGACCUGAUUAUCAAGCUGAUAUUCCCGAAUGGUGUGGAUAUUAUGAGGUUGAUUCUAAAUUCUUGGGGUCUUGUGUCCUUGGAAUGCCCGAAGAUCCCACCCUGCAUGAUGACAUUGAUCAACGAAAUAGAAUAAACUGUUACUGCAAAAAUCAUGGGUCUCCUGAAUGUGUCAAACAACACGUUAAAGAAGCUAGGGGGAUUCUGAAGGAAAGCAUUGGACACAAAACGUUUGCAGAGCUGGGGUUUGAUAAUAUGGGGGAGAUGGUUGCUGAGAAAUGGAGUGAAGAGGAUGAGGACUUGUUCAAUGAGGUUGUAUAUUCAAACCCUGUGUCUGUUGGUAAAAACUUCUGGAAUCAUCUUGCAGCCAAAUUUCCCUCACGCACCAAUCAGGAAAUUGUUAGCUACUACUUUAAUGUCUUUGUGCUGCGUAAAAGGGCAGAUCAGAACAGAUGGGAUCCAAUGAAUGUUGACAGUGAUGAUGAUGAGUGGCAGGGGUGUGACGGGUCAGAGGAGCAGGAUAACAUUCCUGAGUUUGAUUCUAUCAAGGAUUGUUACAACGAUUUGCAACCCAGAAAGUUGCAUAGCAGUUGUAGUUUUGACUCAACAUCUCAGUCUUCUGAGAAAACUGAUGGAGGCUUUGAUUUCCAGUACGACUCUUGCAUAUCAUCUGAUACAACAGUUGCUGCAACAUGCACGCAUAAAGUCAAGGUUGACAGUAACCAAUCAUGCGGCGACAACGAAUUUAUUUUUGAGCCUUUAGAUUCAGGGGUGUGGGAUGUUGGGCAUUUCUCUUGUCUGAGAUCUAAAUCUGAUUUCUUGCCAACAUGUAGUAUGAUUGAAGAGGUAUUUGGAGUUGAAUCCUGGAAUUUUGAUGAAACUGAUGAUUACAGCAGAUCAAACUAAUAUGUGGUUGCUAGUCUACCAUCUCAUUAUUUUCUGGAGACUAACAUGUCCAAUUUUUCAUUGUACAGUUACAGAUUUACCCCUGAUUAGCAUUAGGAACUAUAUUCAUAGGGGGAAACUUGUAUCUCACAGAGUCGUUCCCUGAUAAAUAUUUUGGGAUGGAUUUGUUGUAAUCAGUCAGUGCCAGACCUGAAAAUAGUAGUAAAUUAGGCGAAAAAUAGGCUUAAUGAUGAUUGAAGCUUUUUCCGUAUUAUCUGAAGAAGCAGUAUGCUCAGUUUUCUUAUUUGCAUAAUAUGUAUAUAUGAAAAAUGAUGGCUAAUGCAUUUUGUUGAUUUUUUUUUUA